UGUUCGCGGAGCCGGUGCUGGCAGGGACGCGGCGUGGCGCGAAAUAGACGAAUUUUUGAACAUCAGAGGAAAAAAAAGUUGUGCAUGAAAGUGGAAGGCAUGUUAAGACUGCAGAAGACAUGUCACAAAAUUUGGAUUGGAUUGUCCUUCAGGAGCUGGAAGAGUUGUUGGGAAUCUGAAAGGAGAGCCCGGCUUAUGAAGAAAUGACGUGUAACGGCCCAGAAAACUCGGAAGCUUCUGCCACUUCAGAUGCUGGUUAUGAUCAGGAAUGGGCACAGGAAUGCUAUCGACUAGGAACUUUCGUUAAAUUUCCAUUUGAUUGUCCAGUUUCAGCAUCAGCACUAGCACGAGCUGGCUUUGUUUAUACUGGUGAAGGUGACAAAGUGAAGUGCUUCAGUUGUCAUACAACUAUUGAAGGAUGGGAACAUGGAGAUUCUGCAUCUGAAAGACACAAAAACCUUUCCCCAAAUUGCAAAUUUAUUACUGAAUCUACUUUUUUGGAAAAUAAUGUUCGUCCUGUUGUCCAGAACCGCCCAGAUAGAACUGAAAAUUGUUCCAGCCAUUCAGCCAUCUCCUGUGCUCUAGAUGACUCAUCUGAUGUCGAAGCUGAUUACCUUUUGAGAACUAGGCAGGUUGUGGAUAUGUCAGAUACUUUUUAUCCUAAAAACCCUGCAAUGUGCAGUGAAGAAGCUAGAUUAAAGUCUUUUCAUAACUGGCCCCUCUACGGCCUGUUGACACCAAAGGAAUUGGCAAACGCUGGACUUUAUUAUACAGGUGUUAGUGACCAAGUGGAAUGUUUUUGUUGUGGUGGAAAACUGAAAAACUGGGAACCUAGUGAUAGAGCUUGGUCGGAACACAAGAGGCAUUUUCCCAAAUGCUUUUUUGUCCUGGGCCGAGAUGUUGGAAAUGUUCCAAAGGAAGCUGUUUGUACUGAGUUUGAAAGAAGUGGUCUAAAUGAUGUGCAGUAUCCGAGGAAUCCAUCUAUGGCAGAAUAUGAAAGACGGAUACAAACCUUUUUAGCUUGGAGAUACCCCGUUAACAAGGAGCAACUUGCCAAAGCUGGGUUCUAUAGCAUAGGUAAUGCUGAUCAUGUUGUGUGCUUCCACUGUGGUGGAGGAUUACAAGAGUGGAAGGAGAAUGAAGACCCCUGGGAUCAACAUGCCAAAUGGUUUCCUGGGUGCAGGUUUCUGAGAGAAGAAAAGGGACAAGAAUUUAUAAAUAAUGUUCACUUAAGAGAUGGAUGCAAUGAUUCUACAAUAGAAGCUGCUGAAUUGACAAUACUUCCUAAAGAUGGUCUCUUACAAAAUCAUUUGGUACAAAAUGCCGUACACAUGGGUUUCAGCUUGUCUGAGAUCAGGAACAUUAUGGAAAAGAGAGUGCAGGUGUCUGGAGAAAAUUAUACGUCUGUUGAGGAUCUAGUAGCAGACUUAAUAAGUGCUCAGAAAGAAAAUAAAAUACAAGAAGAAUCAAGUGAAAGCCCACUAGAGAAAGAUCUUAGUACUGAGGAGAAGCUGAGACGUUUACAGGAAGAAAAGCUUUGUAAAAUCUGCAUGGCUAAAGACAUAUCAGUAGUCCUUAUUCCUUGUGGUCACCUAGUUGCUUGUAAGGAUUGUGCUGAAGCAGUUGAUAAAUGCCCUCUAUGUUGUACAAAUAUUAUAAAAAGACAGAAAAUUUUUAUGUAUUAGUCAAAUAUACAGUAUUGAAAAUGCAAAUGUCUCCUCCUCUAUUGCUUUAAAUAUGUGUAAUGCAAUAGCAGAAGGUUGGGUGUUCAGCAGUCUAGCACACAUUUAUGGAGCAUCUCACUUUAGGGAUAAUGUAAACAAAAAAGCUUUAAGCAGCAUCCUGAAAUCUAUGACUUGACAGUCAAAGCUGCUAGAUUUUUGUUUACAGUACCCAUAUUUAACUGCCUCCAUAUUCCUGCUUAGCUUAUUGUGUUUUUACUUCAAUUGAAGUUGUAACCUAAAAUUACUGUAUUCUCAGAUCUUUUGUUUGUAUGAGUGUUCACACUUGUGUUAAUAUACUACAAAAGCAGGAAUUAAAAUAUCCUUUCAUAAAAUGGCAUGGGAAAACUGAGUGUUCUGAUUAAGAAGUAGCUAUGCUGUACUGCUUGAUUGACUUAACAAGUUUCAGAAAGCGUACUGAGUGAAAGGUAGUUUUUUUUCUUCUGCUAUCUACUUAGAGGCUAUGUUUCUGUUAAUAGUCAUUUCUGUUAAUAGUCAACUCUCGUUUACCAAAAAUAGAAUAGGUUAACUUUUUUGUGGAGGCAAGGGUAAAAACAUUUUAAUGGGAGGAAAUAAAUUGCUUUAAAGUAGUAUUUUUGCUGUUGUUCUGAAUAUUUAAUGUGUGAAUUUAUUCUAGAGUUAAAAUUCUUUCUGAAUCACUAGGAUGCUAGUUAAAAUAUCCUAUUUGAUGGAAAUAUGUCUUAUCCCCUACUAGUCCAAUGUUAUUGGUUAGUAUUUUUCUAUUAAUUUUAUUCUUGUCUCUUGCACACCUUAAGAGUUUUAUUUCUGGACCAUCAGUGAGAACUUUUGCUAUGAUGAUUUCUGUUGUUUUUUCCAGACAAGGUUGCCCAAGUCUGAGAUUUCCUAGAUCUUUAAUUAGAUGUUUGUGCUACCACUGAAACAUGUCUACCUUCAUGUCAUUUGUAUUUAUGCUGGUAAAAUUCUAUAACCAAUCUCCAAAUAAUCAUUAACAACCAGACUAAACAAACAUAAGCAACGCACAAAGAAAUAACUCUAGUUCUGAUUUUCUUUUUUUUUUUCUUUCUGAAUUGACAAGUUCGCAACACUCAUAAUUAAUAGACUCCCUUUAAACUACUCUAAAGCUUUUUUAAAAAAACAUAAUUGCCUCCAUAUAGCUGUGACUAACAAAAGAAAGAAGCUUUAAUUGAUGGAUGUCAUCAUGUUAAUCAGAACAGUCAUUCCUAAGUUCAUUUUAUGUGCUGCCUGUAAACAUUAAAAAUGUAGUUAACUCCAGGAUGUAAUCAUGUGGCAUUCCCUAGAUUUUUCUGCUGUCAAGCUCUACAUAUAUUUUAGCAUUUUAAAAGUUACUUUCUUAAUUGAAUAUUUGUAUGUAAAAACUGUUAAUAGAAGGUAAAUAUGUAUCUUUUCUGUAAGUUCAUUUCAUGGACCUGAGUUGGCAAAGUCCAAGUAAUACAAAGAUAUAUUUAUGUGAUUGUUCCUUCACUUAUGUACAGAAUUAGGCACUAUGUAAAACUUGUAUAUGCUACUUGUAGAAAUUCACCUACUUAUUUACAUGUAUAUAGUAUCUGGGGUGUUACCUUCACAAAAAUAUUAUGUAUGAUUGAAAAAGUUACAUUAUUUCUUUACCUUUGGGAUAUAAUUCAGAGAAUAUGUGUAAACCAGCUGUUGAAACUUUCAUCUUCUGUUUGUUACUGUUACUUUGCAAGUUUUUGUUUUGAUUAUAUGAUUUCUGUCUCCCCACUUAAUUUGCUUGUUUAACCUGUGCAAGUUGGUUUAAGUGAACUAUUUUAACCUUUGGUUUUUCGCAGAAAUCUUUGUGUAUAUGGAGUGAGUGUUAAUUUAACUCCAUAAAGGAGAACUCAACAGAAGUGAAAGAGAUUUUGUGUACCUAUUUCCCUUGAUCAGGAAAAGAGCAUCUCUCUCUCUUUUUUUUUUUUUAAUUAUCCAUAAACACCAAAUUGUGUUUAUUGGGUUUUUUCCUCAUAUGUGUAAUAUUUAGCAUUUUCCUAAUUCAUUUUUUUCUGCUAGUAGUUUGUGAUGCUUUUUUCUUAUAAAAGAAGAUUAAACUCUAUCUCCAUUAAAAUCCUUUGCUUUAUCUUUAGUGAACAGUUUGUUUUAAAAGACUCUCAGUUUGUUCUAGUCAGUCCAGCCUGUCAGUUUGCAUUAUUUAAAUUAAAAAGUUAAGAAUUAUUUUAACUAUUGUCAUCUUAAAAGACUUAAAAUACUUUAUACUAGACUAAUCCUGCAUUCUCCAAUUUAAAUUUAUCAUAUUUUUGUAUUUAAGUACAGCUGGUUUAUGAUCACUCUGCUGGAUUAUGUGACUGCUUUAUUUGGUGGAGGUACUACUAAUACAUAUUCUGUGUAUGUAAAAAUUUUAUCUUGGAUACACACUGAAUAAUAUAUUAAUUAAUAAUACUUUAUACAGAAUAUAGUUUUUCACAUGGUAGAAUCUUGAAAUGCAAUAUACAGAAACUCAAUAUCUAUUUUUUUAAUAUUUGCUGUGAUUUUAUGAACAUUCAUACAACUGACAUGAUGCUGUUGUGCAGUUGCAAAUGUUUAUUAUAAAGUGUAAUCCAUUUGUUCCUUGAGUAACACAUUUGAUU
Molecule: messenger RNA, 4306 nt
Organism: Rhea pennata
Lineage: Eukaryota; Metazoa; Chordata; Aves; Rheiformes; Rheidae
Gene: XIAP
Product: X-linked inhibitor of apoptosis
Exons: 8
Coding region: 204-1685 (493 amino acids)
Biological process (GO): regulation of cell cycle; positive regulation of protein ubiquitination; negative regulation of apoptotic process
Cellular component (GO): cytoplasm; nucleus
Molecular function (GO): ubiquitin protein ligase activity; cysteine-type endopeptidase inhibitor activity involved in apoptotic process
Source: RefSeq, a predicted model, not a curated record